CGUCACUCUUUUCCUCCAUAUCACAAAAGCAAAACGAACCAAAGUGGUGCUGGUGAAAAACAGUGAAAUUUAUCCGUAGAAAAAUCCUGAAUUCCGAUUCCCAGCAGCGUCCGGAAGACACGCCCAGCAGUGUCCACACGAUGGCAGACACGGUGGACGGUGGGGACAUUCCCAAGUCGAAACGACCUUCAGACUCUGCCUUCAAGCAGCAGCGACUUCCGGCGUGGCAGCCCGUGCUGACGGCGGGUACCGUCCUCCCUGCAUUCUUCGUCAUUGGAAUCGCUUUCAUCCCCGUCGGGGUGGCACUGCUGUAUUUCUCCAAUGCCAUCACGGAGUUCGUGUACGAUUACACCAACUGCAUCCAAUCGGGCAGCAUGAAUCGCACCUGUUCCGAAGUGCUCAGCUCCAAGGAGGCGGACGAGUGUUCGUGUGUGGUAAACUUUACGCUGGAGAAGGAUUUCCUCGGCAAGGUGUACAUGUACUACGGGUUGACUAACUACUACCAGAACCACCGGCGGUACGUGAAAUCCCGGGACGAUGACCAACUGCUGGGUCGCUUGUCGAUGACUCCAUCGAGCGAUUGUGCCCCGUUUGCGUACGUCGAUGACAACCAGGACAAACCGGUGGCCCCCUGUGGAGCGAUUGCCAAUUCGUUGUUCAGCGAUACGUUCGAGCUGGUAUCGGAAAAGUACGGUCCCGUACCGCUGCUGAGGACGGAGAUUGCCUGGCCAUCGGAUAGGAAGAUUAAGUUCCGCAAUCCGGAGGGCGAUCUGCGGGAGGCGCUGAAGGGAUUUUCCCGACCGAGGGACUGGAAGAACGAACUGUGGGAGCUGGACCUGCACAAUUCGGAUAACAAUGGAUUUCAGAACGAAGACCUCAUCGUAUGGAUGCGCACGGCCGCUUUGCCUAGCUUCCGCAAGCUGCACCGUCGCAUUGACCACAACAAGAAGUACUUCGAGGACGGUCUGGGCAAGGGAAACUACUCGCUGAAAAUCAACUACUCAUAUUCGGUUAGCGAAUUCGAUGGCACUAAGAAGAUCAUCCUCUCGACGACCUCGCUGCUGGGUGGCAAGAAUCCGUUCCUUGGCUUUGCCUACAUCAUCGUCGGCAGCGUCUGUCUGCUGUUGGGCAUCGUCCUGCUGGUGAUUCACAUCAAGUGUAGCAAGAACACUUCCGGCAUCAACAGCGUUAGCCAGCGUACGCCGUACACAUAGGAGUUACUGUCGCUGAACAGCUAAAUGGAGCGUUUCGUUUUCAGUGAAAGCUAUAACUUCUGUUUUACUACUCUAUGUCCUAUCUACGUUUCCCAUCCUUGGUAAGAAAUUAGGUUAAGUUGGGUUCGGUUGUUCAAACCAGAAUGCGCAAUGUGAUGGUAAUAUUUUUCUUUUGUUAUUUUAAAUUAAAUUAAUAGGUGCUUAUUUAUCGAGUUACUUUAUACUCUACGACAUUCAUCAGAUUCAGUAUUCUAGUUCGUUCUUUGUUACUAAAAAAUAAUGUUGGAAAAGCUUUAUGAAACCGGAAUGAAGCUGUUCACCGCCCACUAACGAACCGUAGAAAUGUGACAGAAAAUAAUCAUAAAUGUGGCAAAUUUAGAAUAAAUUAACGAAAUUUGGGAACGUUUGGCACACACUUGAUAGAUGUUUCGAAAUGAA
Ochlerotatus camptorhynchus is the source of this 1652-nucleotide messenger RNA. RefSeq names its product cell cycle control protein 50A (gene CDC50). The transcript is spliced from 6 exons. Gene Ontology annotation, cellular component: plasma membrane; endoplasmic reticulum; Golgi apparatus. NCBI's taxonomy places the organism in Eukaryota, Metazoa, Arthropoda, Insecta, Diptera, Culicidae. The record is from RefSeq and is a predicted model, not a curated record. Bases 141 to 1214 code for a protein of 357 amino acids.